AUGUCGGCGACUAUCUUCAGCCCGCCUAUCACACCUACGACGACCGCCUUUUCGACGGUUUUUGUCCCCCAGCGACCGCUUCCGCAUAUCGCCCGGCGCUUUGCGAAUGGCACCUUCACCACUGCCUUCAGCACCAGCUUGAGCGCCGAGGGGCCAGGCUGCUCUAGUUUCAACGGCUUCCAGACAUGCACUGCAAAUGGCGACUACGGAAACUGCCUUGCCAGCACCGAAGCGGCUGCAUGCAACUGCAACUACGGGAUGCAAUAUCUAGGCUGCGUCUCGGGCGCCAUCGCCGCAUCUACUUGCGCAGGAGCCGCGGGCAUCAACGACUGGGAUGCCUACGAACGGUCAUGGUUUCAAUCUUUGUGUCCAACGCCUCCCAACACGGUCAUGACACAACUUGCCCAGCCAUCCACGGUUGCCGUUGAGUAUGAGUCCAUCGAGUUCGUCACGCCUCAGGGUCCCAUAACCGACCCUCCCCGCCCCAUUGCCACGCCCAACCCCCCAAAUGACGGCAAACUGCUGGCAGGCGAGUGCGAGACAACCUCCUACACGCUGCUCAACGCCGAAGACAUGGUUAUCUACGCGCCCAUGAUAGGGUGCAACGCCGACCGCCCGCAAUGCUGCCCCUUCAACGUCUCCGCCGCCGAAGCCCCUGGAGGGAACCGGAUAGUGGCCGCAGGCCCGGGCGAGCUCCCUGUCCCUGCUUCCAACGCAAAGGACAGACUGGACAAGUGCCCGCAGGAUUACUACCGCGUCUCGGGGCUGUGCUGUCCCAAUGGCUACUUCAAGUUCACACGCCAAGUCGCCUUCCAGACACCCUGCUUCAGCUACCUCUCCGAGACAGCGAACCCGCCUCCCAUCACGCUCGGCCUGGCCAAGAACCCGACAGAGACGUCGCUCCCCACGUCGGCAAUCGUCAACCUCAUCUGGGCCAUGUCCUUCAACGUGACGCAAGAAGAACAACCCCGGGCGCUGUCCACGGGCGCCGUGGUGGGGAUCGGCGUGGGGACGGGCAUCGCCGCGAUCCUCGCCGUGACCGCGAUUGCCUUUCUGAUCCUACGCUGGCGGCGGAACAAGAAGAAGGUCAGUGAGGCGCAGCUGGGAGGGCUCGAGGACACGCAGCAGCAGGGCGUGACGUACCAGUCGGGCUAUCACGCUCCGCAGGACAACAGGAUCGUGGAGGAGCAUCAUAGUCAUGGCGGGUUGAGAGAUACGCAGCAUCAUCAGGGCAUGGCAUACCAUUCAGGGUAUCACGCGCCGCAGGGGAGCUCGCCGCCGGUGGCCAUGAAAGCUGCGUAUGCGGGGACUGGUGGUGGGGCAUGGGAGCCGGGGUACGCGUAUCGGUCGCAGGGCAUCGGCUACGAGGGGUACUCUAGGACAUAG
Parathielavia appendiculata is the source of this 1386-nucleotide messenger RNA. RefSeq lists its product as uncharacterized. Lineage: Eukaryota; Fungi; Ascomycota; Sordariomycetes; Sordariales; Chaetomiaceae. The coding region runs from base 1 to 1386 and encodes 461 amino acids. The transcript has 6 exons. The record is from RefSeq and is a predicted model, not a curated record.